AGAGGCGCCUUAAGCCACUUGGGGUUCAGCCUGGUGACAGGGAGUGGGUGACGUUGAUUGCCGCCAUCAACGCCACAGGGCCUAGUAUUAUAACCCUUAGGAUUAGAGAAUAGGGGUUAGUAAUAAUAGAUAGACAACAAAUGAGCUUGGGCUUGCCUAGCUACAGCACUUUAUCAAGCACACAGAGGUUAAGAAAGUAGGUGGUUAUAGACUACUAAUUCUUGAUGGCCACGAGAGCCACAAGUCACUCGCCUUCUAGGAUCUUUGUGAGGAGAACAAUAUCAUCACCCUCUGUAUGCCCCCUCACACCUCACACAUCCUUCAGCUGCUUGAUGUGGGUUGCUUUGCCCCCCUAAAGCGUGCCUUCAGAGCAACUAGCUUAGUUCUAGAUAACCCAGAGGUGGUGCUAUCAAGGCUUAAAGUGAAGCCUCGUACACUAACACUACCUUUACCCAGGAAGGCUCAAACGACGCUAAUUCUUAAGAGGAUAAGGGACUAUAGGAGUUCCUUACCUAAGUCUAUUCUUAAGAUAGUGCUGCAGGUUAAAAAGGGGUUAACUUUAAAGGUACACUCACACACGUUGCUUGAAGCUUAGAUAGAUAGUCUUGAGCAAGCAAAUCAGGCUGCUUCUGAGCGUAAAAAGAGUAAGAAGAAGCGAAUACAGAAGGGGGGGACUCUAUCACAGGUAGAA
This is a messenger RNA of Didymella exigua CBS 183.55, 691 nucleotides long. RefSeq lists its product as uncharacterized. The transcript is spliced from 4 exons. The record is from RefSeq and is a predicted model, not a curated record. The coding region runs from base 296 to 595 and encodes 99 amino acids. NCBI's taxonomy places the organism in Eukaryota, Fungi, Ascomycota, Dothideomycetes, Pleosporales, Didymellaceae.